AUGCGCCUCCAUAAUCUUGGUUUCUUGCUAUGCCAUAGCGUCAUGGCCAUGGGAGGCAUCAUUCCCAAUACCCAACCCCUUAACGGAUCAUUGGCUUUCAUAGGCCAACCCGCUACACCGAAUACCCUCAAUGCGAAGACAAUAUUCUUUCCAUCUGCUUCUCUCAUGCACGAAGAUAGCGGCAACACCGGAUCCACCGACUAUCCAGGACCCUUGGGAGGCAACAACAUGAGCCUGUUCAGUCAGGAGAUCGUCACUGGUGUUAUGACCUGGGGCGCGAACAAUACCAUGACAAUUGGCUAUGCCGACUCAACAACACUCGCCCGUGGGAUCGCAGCCAUUGACCCGCAGACAAUGGAGAUUUUGGCUACUUGGACCCCUCCGGACACCAACCAGACCCUCAGCCUGGGAUACCUCGAGUAUUUGCUCGAGACCGACGAAAUACUCUUCACCAGCCAGGAGGGCCACGUCUACCUGAUUCGUCGUGACGACCAUGCUGAAAAGGGGACAGCGUUCACGACCGUCCGAAACAUUGACCUGACCACGAUUCCGUCGGCAAUUGAUGAUGGCGAGUCCUUGCUGAACGCGGUGAUGGACACGGCGGGGAACAUCUGGUACACCACCGGUGGCAUCCCGGGUAUUGGUUCACUGUAUGCUGCACAGACUUCCCUCACACUCGGCUACAUCACGCCCGACAAUCAAGUACAUUCGAUUCAGAUGGAUGGCCAAACCAUUGAGAACGGCAUUGCUGUCAGCAACACCACUGCCUAUAUCGUUACGGGGCCUACGGCCAUUGGCACAGAAGGGGUGCCUCAAGUCGGAUACAUACUCGCAUUGACUUCGCUUCCAUCCUCUGGAGGGGCUGGUUCUAAUGGUGGUGUACAAACCCUCUGGAAUGCCACGUACGAUGCUGGCAGCACUACGAAGCUAGGCGCCAUCACUCGCGGUUCGGGAUCUACGCCGGCGCUCCUCGGAGACGAUUACGUGGUCAUUACCGAUAACGCCGACGGGCGAAUCAAUCUUGCAGUCUACUACCAAGGGGCCACGGAGAGAGAUCAGUUGUUUUGCACCGUCCCGCUCUUUGGAGAGAACGCAAGUGCCAAUGACCUGGCAGCAACAACGCACUACGAUGCCACGACCGGAUUCUACACUGUCGUGGUGGAAAACACAUUCAACGGCACCACAAUGUUCUGGCCGAAUGCCUCAUCAACCUUGGAUGAUAUCAACGGCGAGUGGAACAACAUGGCUGGCAUGCCAGGCGGCACAUUUGCGAUUCAAGUCUCAGCCGACGCUUCCGCCAGUUCCACGGCAGCACCGUGCUCUGUGCGUUGGACGUCGCCUAUGACGGUCAAAGCCAACCCAGUGCUAAGCACAAAAACCGGAUUAUUGUACUUUUACACUCAGGACGAGAAGCUUGCUGUGGGGGGCAUCUAUGUGUGGUAUGUGGUAGCUUUGGACUGGCGAUCUGGCGAUGAAGUCUGGAGAGCACGCAUGGGCUCUGGUGGAGCGUACAAUGACAACUGGCUUCUUGGUGGCUUGGGUUCUGAUGGCACUUAUUAUCAGGCGAUGCUUGGUGGGCUCGCCGCGAUGAAAGAUGGUUCCAACUAA
Colletotrichum gloeosporioides is the source of this 1608-nucleotide messenger RNA. RefSeq lists its product as uncharacterized. The transcript has 2 exons. NCBI's taxonomy places the organism in Eukaryota, Fungi, Ascomycota, Sordariomycetes, Glomerellales, Glomerellaceae. The coding region runs from base 1 to 1608 and encodes 535 amino acids. The record is from RefSeq and is a predicted model, not a curated record.